Molecule: messenger RNA, 1247 nt
Organism: Meira miltonrushii
Lineage: Eukaryota; Fungi; Basidiomycota; Exobasidiomycetes; Exobasidiales; Brachybasidiaceae
Exons: 1
Coding region: 323-775 (150 amino acids)
Source: RefSeq, a predicted model, not a curated record
GCUCAGCGAUGUUCAGAAAUGCUUCUUUAUGCCCCUAUCAAAGACAAAAAGACCAUCGGACCUUUACAGCUGCAACAGCUGCAACAAAGAUAACGCUUUUGUGUAAUGCAGAGUUCGAGACUGGAUUGCUCUCUCACAGCUUUUGCGGUAGCAAAGUUCGAUUUGAUGGUUGUCUGAACAACAAGUAUCAACGGAUAACGUAGUAGCAGUCCAUUUUGCGUAAAAUGACGUAUCAGAAAUCAUCGCUUUGACGACCCGUUUAUAUCUUAGCAUUCUUACACACAAUGCUGAUCAACAAUUGUGUACAGGAAUUCAUAGUAUCAUGUCAAAUUAUAUAAAAGCAGGUAAAAAAGUGCUUUACGUUUUGCUUCUGAAUCCUCAUCUUUUUCACCGACUAAACAUGGCUUCCUUUAAAGCAAUCUUUUCAUUGAUCUUGUUGAUCGCAACAUACAGCUUUGUUACGCUGAUCGAUCAGACAAUAGCAGCAUCUACCAAUCCAUCUCAAGCGUCUCAAGCUUUACAUAAGGAGGCUGAUAAACAUGCAGCUUUAGCAGAAUAUAAUCGUCUUGCUUCUGGUUAUGAUGGAAUCAAAUCAUGGAGACCUUUGCGUAAGGAAUGGGCUAACGAACAUCAUAAUAAAGCUAUUGAAGUCCGUAAAAAGGCUCAAAAAGUUGAAAACUUGGGUAGACAGUUGGAAACAAACACGGUCGCUGGCAAUGCAAGCCCUCCACGAGGUCGUACUCGUAGCCAAUCCAAGCAGGUGGCAGCCCCAUAAGCUCAGCUGAACCGCUUUUUGUGAUAGCUGAUUCUCGUUAUGCACUCUUUUCAUGAUAUGUUUCACGCCUUUUCUUUAUCGUUCUAUUCGUAUAUGACUCCGCCACGAGCCUUACAAUUAUUAUCGAUAGCACUCUUAUUCACCUCUUGCCAUCUUAAAAGAUCACGUAUUUAUUCCUAUCAUGCUGAAGUAGACGUUACAUCCCACUGUCAAACCGACAAUAGCACAGCUUCUGCUUGUUUGAGGGUGACUGACACUGUUCCAUCUCUGUUCACUUUGAUUUUUUCUGCUUUUGGUGCUGCUCCCAGUGUACCUGUUUUUGUGUCAAACGUUUGACCAGAAACAUUGACUAAGCUCUUGGCGUUUGUGCCUGGAGCCUGCAAGCGAAGGAGGUUCACAAUUGAGUUUUGCUUCCAUGAUGUUUGGAUGUUGAAUUGUUUACUUGGUCGAUUGCCUGGACUUGAACUAUGAG